AUGGGUGGAUCGUGUUUUUUCGCGAUGAUGCGACACUUUUUUCUUCCCCUUCUUCUCACCCUUUUGCCUAUGCAACGGGUUUUCGGUGGAUCUAUUGAACUCUUUCCUGGUUUGUUCUUGGCUUGCGGUGGAAGGACAUGUAGUCAAAGAAAUCUAGCAAAAUCAACUCAAUCAAGAGAUCCAAUCCAUAAAACUGUUCACGCUUUCGUUUCCGGCCAAACUUUUGUCUUUGCCGUGAUCAACUCUCAUUUGGAUGAUGAGGAGAAAAGUUACACCGAAAAUAUUACUCUAAUCAUCACCAACUAUGAUCAAACAAUCGCAGCCGAUAUCACGAUUACCUCACCAUUCAUGACUUUACCAAACAAUCAAUUCACUGUACCCGCUGCUGGGAUUUAUAGCUAUAUGCUUCCAACUGAGAUUCAAACAAAUUACCGAAACUUGCAAGCGAAUUAUAUUGUGCCUUCAAAUAAGAGUAUUACAAUGAAAUCAAAAAACGCUAGGGUAUCGUUAGUGGUAAAGAAUGCUCGAUCAAACGGGUUUUCUGAAGACGAUUAUGUGAUUUAUCCGGCUUGCACAUUGGGUAACCAAUAUCAUUCGGUUGGCGACGAAUCGAUCUGGAGAGGACACAACUCGACCAGCAUUUGGUCAAUCGUCGCCACUCAAGAUAACACUUUGGUAGCCAUCUAUCCCCCACUGGCACCUAUCAAUUUCACUCUACAAACCGGUGAGGUGCUCACUUUCUCGUCGAAUAUUUACCCCAUGUCCAACUAUCGAAUCAUCACUUCAGCUCCAACUGCUGUUGUUGCUGGAGCCGUGUGUGGAUAUGGAUAUUACAAUCAAGAUAUAUGCAAUCAUGAGGCGGUAAUGCUAUUCCCACUAAGCGAUUCGGGAACGGCUUUCCCGUACACGCAAUUUCUCGCUGAAGAUGAAGGAGAAGUGAUGUGUUUUGCGGCACAAAAUCGAACAACAAUUUCACUUGACGGAGAUCCGUGGCAAUAUAUGGACGCCACGGAAUACGUUUUACUGAGAGUGGACGGAUCGUUGAUGAUCACUUUCGACAAGCCCGCUUAUGCUAUUGCGGUUGGCUCGAUGAGAUCUGAUAGGAUGGGUAGUCCUUUUAUGGCACAUAUUCCCGCCAUUUCCCAAUUCACUAAUGAAUCAAGGAUCAUGGUUCAAACGGGACUCACCGAUCGUACUUUCUCCACACAUUACAUUCGAAUUCAAACCGAUUUACUGAAGACGGGAAAGAUUUGGGUCGAUGACUGGGAAAUUGAUCCACUGUUUUUUCAGAGACAAGGCAAAUCGAAUAGCUAUGUGGCGGAUUGGCCGGUGAAAUCCGGGAAUCAUAUCGUGAGAUCCGAUGGGCAAGCUGGGACUCUUUUCGCUGUGACUGUUUACGGUUUUGCUCCGCUCACCGCCUAUGCUUUCACACCGGGCAUCGAUCUAGCUGAAGUGAAUGAUGUCGACGCGAGAGCUAUUUUGAGUCCAAUCAUGAGUCCUUUUGUUCAAAUGUUCGACAUAAUGCAAGAGAAUUCAAAAGCUAAAGCCUAUGCUGAUAAGAUUGAAAAGGCAAAAGAUGACUCACCGUUUUCAAACUCGAAAGGACUUUUUGAUUUAUUCGAGAAAUUGCAAAGACCAACAACGACGACCACUCCGGCUCCAUCAUUGAUGCAACAGCUAUUGCAACCAUAUUGGGAACCCUGGCAAAGACAGUUCGACUCAAUAUCGAAAGAAAUGGCAGGAAUCACUUUGAUUCCCACGACUACAACAACCCCUCCACCAACCACCACAUCACCAAAAUCUUUGCUUGAAAGAUCUCUUGGAAUGUUUUUACCGGCAUUCACCGCCGCCACCACCACAAAGAAACCCGAGAUUCGACGAUCUCCACAGAAACUUUUUGAACCCGAGGUUUUCGAUCACCUCUUUGAGUUGUUUAACCCAAACAAAAAGCAUUUAAAUCGCUUCAAACGCCAAUCCGAUUUCCGUUUGCCUGACGCUUUCCAAAUGCAACCGAUUCCCGAUUUCCUAAGUCCAAAGGGUUUACAAAAGUUGCUCGAGGUUCCUGCACUGCCCACCAUCCAUCCACCACCAUCUCCCCUUGCUCCCCUCAGCAUAAAACCCACUGAUUCUCCGAUUCUUGAUCUCCUCAACCCAUUAAAACCAAAUCUGAUUCUAGAAGAGUUAAAUAAACCAAUAAAUUUGAGUAACCCGUUUACUCCAAAUCCGUUGAUGGGUUUGUUUACGACAAAGAAACCGAUUCCUGACUUGCGAGUGCCGCUAGCACAAUCAAAACCUAUUGAAGCUCCACCUGCUUUUAAUUCACCAUUUAAACUCCAAGAUCCUUUCUAUAAUCCUUUAUAUCCAGAUAAAAGAAGUAAAUUAUUUGAUAUUCUUGCUGGUGGUGAAGCGGCUAGGAUUCUUGGU
Molecule: messenger RNA, 2424 nt
Organism: Mesorhabditis belari
Lineage: Eukaryota; Metazoa; Nematoda; Chromadorea; Rhabditida; Rhabditidae
Source: the annotation of a GenBank genome assembly